UAUUAAUUUAAAAACGAGGCAUGUCAGCGUGGGAUCCUGGUUAAUUACUGUGAUUGACGUGUCAGUACCUCCGUAAUGACUCGUUGGACCAAUCGUGGCUCAGCAGAGCCAACAGCACCUGCAUAAAAGCAGACCGCAGGUCAGCUGCCAUUCAGAGGGAAGGUGAUAAACAUGUAAAGCCACAGAUGUGACAGGUGUUAGAAGAUGACACUUUUACGCACAAGAGACUUGCCUGAUGGUUUGUUGAGCAUAAUUGCGAAGAAGAAGAAGAAAUCUGCGCUGAACCGAGGUCCUUAACUUUCCACCAUGGAUGACAUGUACAACUACAGCGGAGCGCAGAACUCGAGUUACGGUGGAGAUGACAGAUUUAAGUUCGAAGACAUCGACGUGAGCGCAGAUGGCACGCCUAUCCUCAGGAUACUUAUAUCGGUGGUGUACUCUGUGGUGUGCGCAAUGGGCUUGGUGGGUAACCUGCUGGUCUUUUUCCUCAUGAGGUUACGCCAAGGUCGGAAGAGGUCCACCAUCAACGUCUUCAUCAUCAACCUGGCAGUGACAGACUUCCAGUUCGUGCUCACUCUGCCCUUCUGGGCUGUGGACACCGCGCUCGACUUCAGCUGGCCGUUUGGAGACGCCAUGUGCAGAAUCAUCCUGUCCAUCACCGUGAUGAACAUGUACGCCAGCGUGUUUUUUCUCACGGCCAUGAGUGUCACACGCUACUGGUCAGUGGCCACUGCCCUGAAGAAGAAGACCUACAGGAGGUCGCGGUGCGUAAAGUGGGUGUGCGCGGUGCUGUGGGUGGCCGCGACCCUGGCCACGGCGCCGACCGCUGUCUUCUCCACUGUGACCGAGGUGGCGGGAGAAAAACUCUGCCUCCUCAGGUUCCCAGAAGGAUACGACUGGCUGGCUCUCUAUCACAUCCAGAAGAUACUGAUAGCCUUCAUCAUCCCCAUGCUCAUCGUCAGCGUUAACUACCUGAUGCUGCUGCGCUUCGUCCGACAGCGCAGCAUGGGCAACAGCAGCAACAGAGCUCGGAGAUCCAAAGUCACCAAAUCUGUGGCUAUAGUGGUUUUAUCCUUCUUCUGCUGCUGGAUGCCCAACCACGCCAUCACCUUCUGGGGUGUUUUGGUCAAGUUUAGCGCAGUCAACUGGGAUAAGACGUAUUACUUGGUGCACACGUACGUGUUCCCGGUCACCGUGUGCUUGGCGCACGCCAACAGCUGCUUGAACCCGGUGCUGUACUGUCUGAUGAGGCCGGAGAUCAGGAAGAUGCUGCGGGCUCUGUUUCGGAGAAGCCCCACUCCAUCCACCAGCAGGGGGUGUGCGACUCGUUCCUGCACUCAGGGCGAAACACCUGGAGUCGUCCCUCUGCAGAUCAUGGACAACGCAGAGCUCGGACUCUCCAUCAUUGACCGAAAAGGUCUAUCUGCUUCUAAAGUGACACCCCAGAGAAACCAGACCUGACUCUGCUGGAGCCGUCCUUGGCUCGGGUUGCUCCGUGUGUGUAGCUCGAGACAUUCAUUUCAGAUUGAUAUGUUUGUCAUUUUUGCAAAGACAAAUCCUUAACCAAUCCGUUUCUUUCUUGGAGAUAUUUCUUUAUGAACUGAUCAGCAACUUUAAGAUGGUUAUUGUGUCUGUGAUCAGCAACAAAGGAUUGAAAUGUAUUAUUUAUGAGAAAAAAAAAAACUUGUGAAGAUCAUGCAGAUUAAAGUCAUACGUGUGCAGAGUUUUCUGGUCAUGUCUACAUGUAAAUAAAUGGCAUUUCCACCACUGUUGAUGUGUGAAUGAUUUAUUGUAAAACAGCAAAUGUGUUUAUUGAGCUUUUGAUAACUGCUGUCCCUAAAUCAACUGAGCCAGCAAUUGUGGUCAGUUUUAUUUUAAUUCAUAUCUGAGCUAAUUGUCACCCAGGCAACAGAUGGAAUAUUUAUAUUUUUCAUAAUACUGAAAUUCACAGUACUGGUUAUGGGUUAAUU
Cynoglossus semilaevis (tongue sole) is the source of this 1970-nucleotide messenger RNA. RefSeq names its product relaxin-3 receptor 1-like. The coding region runs from base 307 to 1461 and encodes 384 amino acids. The transcript has a single exon. The record is from RefSeq and is a predicted model, not a curated record. Gene Ontology annotation, cellular component: membrane; external side of plasma membrane. Gene Ontology annotation, biological process: positive regulation of cytosolic calcium ion concentration; cell chemotaxis; G protein-coupled receptor signaling pathway. NCBI's taxonomy places the organism in Eukaryota, Metazoa, Chordata, Actinopteri, Pleuronectiformes, Cynoglossidae. Gene Ontology annotation, molecular function: C-C chemokine binding; C-C chemokine receptor activity.